CGGUAAUACAAGUAAACAGUAGCAACCAAAAUGGCGGACAGUGUUAUACUUAUGUGAUGAGUUUUCGUUAAAGUGUAAGUUUACCUAUCUGAAGAAAAUGGACGAAGGGGUUACAUGUGAAACUAAAGAGCAAGUACCAUGGAAAACAAGGGACGAACUUAUUAAGGGACUUAAACUAAUAGAUAAAGAAGUAUCAGACAUUCAAACAGCAAUUGCAGAAGGAGAGCAAGCUCUCGGCCUAAAAAAGAAGGAACAAUGGAAAAAAAGAGGUUACAAACCGUUCCCAGGAAAAAAAGGCUUGGGUGAUAUAACAGAAAGAUUGAAAAAGAUACUGUUUUCUCUACAGAGUGACAGAAUAAAAAUCAGUGUUUUUGGCAGAACCUCAACAGGGAAAAGCGCCGUAAUUAAUGCUUUGCUUGGGUGCAACGUUUUGCCAAGUGGUCGAGGACACGUAACACAAUGUUUUAUCGAAAUUCGUGGAACGGAUGAGGAGAAAGGAUUUUUGAAGGAACAGGAUAGAAGGGAAGAUAUUGAGAAACUAAGGGAGAAGGCUAACGCUCUUCACCCGUCCGGUACUAAACAUGCAGCACAUCUGGAGUUAUAUUGGCCGAAGACUCAGUGCCCACUUCUCAAGGACGACUUCGUUAUAAUUGACAGUCCUGGAAUUGACGUCGAUAUUGACCUGGAUAAAGGCAUCACUAAAUACUGUGCAGACUCUGACGUGUUCGUUUUAGUGGUCAAUGCCGAAGCUAGCAUUUGUUUGACGGAAAUCAACUUUUUGAAACGUAUUUCGACUGAAAUAUCUGUACCCAACAUUUUUAUACUUUUCAAUCGGUGGGACAAGUGUACCAAGGAUGAAAAUAAAGAGUCGAUAAAAAAACAGCACAAGGAUAAAAGCCAAGAAUUAUUCAAAAGCCUUGGCAAAGAACGUUCAAACAGACACAAUGUAUUUUUUGUGUCAGCCAAAAAGACACUUGAAGGUUCAAAUGUAGAUGAUGAAGUUGGUGAUAACAACGAAUUCAUGAAGUUUAAAAACCAACUUAUGGAUUUCGUGUCCAAAUCUGCUGUUGCAACAAAAUGUCAAAGACAUGUUCAGAGUUGGAAAGAAAUGUGUGCAAACUUGGCAAACCGAAACGAAGAAGCGCUACAGUGGCUUAUACAAGGAAGGGAAUUGACUAUAAUAGCACAGGACACAAACAAUGAUCAGUUGAGAAAUGUGCGUUCAGCUAUGUCGGCUUUGGAUGAAAGCACGGAGACAGAAAUUGAGUUUCUGCGUUCAACGAUACCAAAAUAUUUGACGACACUUGCUGAAAACGUUGAUCCAAAGAAAGACAUCGAAACUCCGAGUCGAACUGAAACGCCUUUCCAUGGUUCACCUGAUGAUUACAAACAGAGACUACACGAGCGUCUGAAAAAUAGGAUAUUUCAAUUGGCACAAAGUUUAUGUGAAAAAAACAUUGAACACAUCGUCACCAUGUCAAAAGAAAACAUUGCAGGAAAAGCUAAAAGAGUUCUACGAAAACUCAAGGAUAAAAAAUCUGGCACAACAUUAUCACAAAACGACGUGGAUGUGAAUCGACGAUUCGGCAACUUUAAAACAGAUUUUUCGUUCAAACUGAACAAAAAAACCUGCGGAAUGGCGUUUCUUGUCGUGUUUGCCCCUGUUGCUGUUCUGGCUACACCAUUCGUAGGCCUUGCGGGCGGAGUAGCAAUGUCAUUGUUGACCGGCAGCAUAGGCGUCGUUGCAACAGCUGGUUAUCAAAAACUUAGUUGGGAUGAGCAGAAUAUUAUAAAACAGGAUUUUAUAAAGAAUGCUGGCGAGACUGUUGAGAUAGUUAUAACAGACUUUUGCGAUUCUACAGUUAAACGAAUUUCUAAAGAAUUUAGAGAUCUACGUGACGAAUUAAAUGCGAAGCUGGAGUUGGCAUGCACCGACUUGGAACAUAAGGAUUCUCAAAUGAAUGAAGGCAUCAGAAAACUCCAAAGCCUGUCAAAAACAACUGAAGAAAGGAGGGAGAAAGUUAACGUUCUUAAAAGACAGGUUGCGGAUCUACUUGAAGCCGUUCAAAAUCCACCACAUUCUGAUAGUACGAGUGGCGCCCAAAUUCUGUAUACACGUUUAGACAGUACCGCAUGAAAAACCCGUGCAAAUUGCUUUUACUUUUUCAUGUACAAUCAUAAUCUUGAUGUUUUCAACAUUGAUAUUCGUCAUUUAUAGCCUGGUGCGUCGAAAAAUUAGUGAUAAAGUGGAAAUGGUAGUUGUUGGACUUUUGAAGACUAAACACAAAUAUAGGAGUAUUCAAAAUGGGUUGAACGCAAUGGGAUAUUCGAUUUCCUUGGGCUCCAUCAAGAAUGUUCGUGAUAAUAUUGGACAUCAACGCCAAUAAAUAUUUGACUCUACAAUAGAAAGUAUCACAUGCUGUUAUAAAGAAACAAUUUCGUUAUUUUAAGAAAUGAAAUCUAUACAAGUAAAUAGUUAUCAUUUAACUAUUUGUCUGUAAAUGAGUUCAAUGCAAAAGCGCUGUACGCAACCUUUUCUUAACUUAAAAUUGAA
Dreissena polymorpha is the source of this 2554-nucleotide messenger RNA. RefSeq names its product mitofusin-1-like. The coding region runs from base 98 to 2137 and encodes 679 amino acids. Gene Ontology annotation, biological process: mitochondrial fusion; mitochondrion localization. The transcript has 18 exons. Gene Ontology annotation, molecular function: GTP binding; GTPase activity. The record is from RefSeq and is a predicted model, not a curated record. Lineage: Eukaryota; Metazoa; Mollusca; Bivalvia; Myida; Dreissenidae. Gene Ontology annotation, cellular component: mitochondrial outer membrane.